This is a messenger RNA of Mollisia scopiformis, 1533 nucleotides long. Its product is annotated as beta-lactamase/transpeptidase-like protein. The record is from RefSeq and is a predicted model, not a curated record. Lineage: Eukaryota; Fungi; Ascomycota; Leotiomycetes; Helotiales; Mollisiaceae. The transcript has 2 exons. The coding region runs from base 1 to 1533 and encodes 510 amino acids.
AUGACUGCUCCGAACUUACAGGUCCGCAAUGAAGAAGCACCAUCUGAGGGAAGCUUCCACCAGACUGGGAUCUUAGAUGUCGGACAUCAUUCCGAGUCAAGUCGAUCGCAAACCAUAAUCGAAGAUCUCAUUCAGGCGCAGGUAGCUGAGAAGUCUAUCCAUGACAUCCUCGUUGAUCUCGGUACCCCGUUUGUCUCUCUUGCGGUUCUCGAGGAAGGACGUAUCACAGCAAAAAUCAUUGGACCGCCAAGUUCUUCGUCGAGCGAUUCUACGUUGAAUAAUGACACCAUCUUUCAGGCAGCUAGCAUAUCAAAGCCAAUCACAGCCAUGGCUGUCGUGAAGCUCUGCCAGGAGGGCAAACUUGAUCUCGACAGCCCGAUUUCCGAGUAUCUUAGUCAAGAUCAGAUAUUGUGGUUCUCAACCCCCAAAACUCUACCGUUGGCGUCGCAAAUCACUCUCCGGCAACUACUUUCUCAUACAUCAGGUCUUUCAUGUCACGGAGUCCCAGGCUACGCAACUAUAGAUGUCCCAACCGUUGAGCAAAUCCUGCGAGGCGAUGGACCAAGUAACAACGAACCUAUAACAAUGGCAUUUGUCCCUGGUCAAGGAUCCCAUUACUCCGGUGGUGGUCUCACAGUGGUUCAGCUGAUUCUUGAGGUCCGUCUCGGCAAGCCAUUCUACGAACUCAUGGAUGAGCUUGUCCUCCGUCCUUUGGAGAUGACUCGAAGCAUAUUCAAAUUCCUCCCUGAGAGCGAGAAGAAUUAUGCUCCUGCCCACAUGAACGGCAUAAUCAGAUCGAAUCCAGAUCAUCAUAACUUCCCAGAACGCGCAGCGGCUGGAUUGUGGACUACGCCCACGGAUCUCCUGAAAGCCAUACGAGCUAUGCAGAAAUCUCUGGAUUCUGGUGGCUUUCUUGAGCGUAAGUGGGCACAAGAAAUGCUGACGGAAGUGGAGAGGUUUGGUAUAGGAUGGAGAGCGAAGAAAGGAGAGGGUCAGUUUGGUCAUUCUGGGAGCAAUGAUCCUGGGUAUCUCUCCUUUGUCGGUGGAUUUGCUGAACUGCCACACGGGGAUGAUGAUAAGGUUGAAAAGAAGGCGUACCCAAAAGACUGUGGUAUUGGUGUCAUGACGAGCUCCGUGCUCGGCAUGGUGGUGAUAGAGAAGAUUGUCGCAGCAGUUGCCUACGUCAAGAACUGGCCAGCGAUACCCGAACUCGAAUCGGUACCUUUCAUGGACCGCAAGAAAACGAUCGAUCAGAAAGCUAAAGAGUGGUGUGGAAAGUGGGGUCCCGGGGACUGGACAUUGUUUGAAAAUCAUGGAUUGUUUAUCCAGGUUGGAAAGUUUCCACCGAUGCCACUUGUUGCGGCAGCCUGUCCGCCGCAGCAGUAUGAUGAAGGGAGCUCGAUUGAUCUCGUGAUAGAUGGGUUGGAGAUGAUGCUCAGACUUGGUUGGAAGGAAAAAGCUAGGAUCAUUGAGGUAUGGCAGGAGGGAGACAUACGAUCGCUUGAACGAUUGGAGAAAGAGGACAAACAGUAG